UCAAGACGGCGGAAGGUUGCUGCUGACGAGGACGAGGAAUGGACGCUGUUGGUGUGUGUGAAGCCAUUGCUGUGCGGGAUGAUGUGCAUGUCAUCUCGCAACAGCGCGGGGACCCCGAGCCCGCUGUGGAGGAGAAGAAGGCCGCGUUGUUGCAGCAGCUGCAGGCGAAUCCAGGGACCUUCUUGCAGCGCUGGGGCUCGCGGCUACCGGCAAAGGCGCUGCGCUACUUUGAGCCCAUGACAGACGACUACGUUGUUCAGUUUGGUCUGCGCAAGCUUCAAGUCGACCAACGGCGGCGUGCCACGACCGUUCGCAACAGGCGAUACCGACGAAUGCAGCAGCUGCUGCAAGAAGGCACGUUCUUUUCCGAGGAGGCCAUGAAGGAGCGCUGCCCCUGGCUGUAUGAUCAGUUUGUUGGCCGGUACUUGAGCGAUGCUGAGGUGGAGCAGCGUGUGCAAACUGUCACCCAGUGCUGGUCUGAUCAGCUUCUUGCCCACACCGUCGGCCAGCGCACAACCGAGCGGUUACAUCUGGAACAGCAGGCGGCACUCGCAAGCUGGGAGGAAGAAGAGGAGGAAGAGGAGGAAGAGGCUGACGCUGAUGGCGGAAAGGGUAUACCCGGACUGCCCUCGAGUGCAUCGCAGCCAACACGUGCAGUCAGCACCAUGGCCGCCACCACGCAGUCAUUGGAGCAGCAGCUGCUCGGGGACGAGUCGGAGGAGGCACGCGACCAGGAGCGAGCACAGCUGAGCAACGAGGAGCGAGAGCGACUACGAGAGGAGUUUUCUCGCAUGAUGCAAGAACGGUUUCUGCGCGGGGAAGAUGAAGAGUUCUUUGACUACAGCGCUGUUGACGACAACCCAGACCUGGAUGAUCUCGCCGCACGCGCACGGGACGAGCAAGACGCUUACUUUGACGCAGACUGAUGCCCUCAGCCCUGCAUGCGUGUUUAUGUGUGCAUGUGUAUGGUGCGUGAAUGUGCCCAUCUGGCCACACGGCAUAUCCGCUUGCUCUUACGUUGACACCACCAUGUGUCACCUGGGUGAAACUUGUCUCUGCACGUCAACUUAUGAUUAGACACACCAGGCCACCGCACACGUGCACACUUUCCUUCAUUCGGUCUGGGCGGUUG
Salpingoeca rosetta is the source of this 1132-nucleotide messenger RNA. RefSeq lists its product as uncharacterized. The record is from RefSeq and is a predicted model, not a curated record. The transcript is spliced from 4 exons. The coding region runs from base 39 to 926 and encodes 295 amino acids. Lineage: Eukaryota; Choanoflagellata; Craspedida; Salpingoecidae.